AUGGCAUCAUUCUCCUUCGGGUUCGGCGGCGAUGACAUAGAGGACGACUCCGUCCCGGCCGCCGAGGCCUCCGCGCCCGCCCCGGAGCCCGAGACCCCGCAGUCCGCUGCAGCCAGCGCCUUUCCGGUCCCCGGCAAACCCCAGCUACCGCCCACCAGCCAUAACCUGCAGGAAAUGCUCUCGAAGCUGCCUUCAAAGGUCGCCUUCAGCACCCUGGAUAUUACCCUGGAUGACGGCAGCCUCCUCAAGAUCCCUCGUCGAGAGCUCUGGGACGUGCGAGUGCAGCUCAUGGCCGAGGAUGAGACCGCCAGUGACGGUGCCGACGCCGAAGGCCUUGGCAGCCACGAUGUCAAGACGGGCGUCUACGAGGGUGGUUUCAAGAGCUGGGAGAGCAGUGUGGACCUCGUCAAGGUUCUAGCCAGUGGCCAAUACUUGGACUUGCUCAAGCAACGGCCUCUCCGAGUGAUCGAGCUGGGAUGCGGCACAGCGCUUCCAUCGCUGGCUCUCCUGCAGUGGACCAUGAGGAAUCCAGCACAGAGAUCGCCACUUUUGCUUACCCUGGCCGACUACAACCCGACGGUCUUGCAGUUGGUCACGCUGCCUAACUUUAUACUCGCCUGGGCUCUGGAACGCAGAGACCAGAACCUCAUCCUGGAGGAGGCAUUCGCGAUGGAAGAUGAGCUCGAACUUACGUCCGAGGUUUUGCAACUGUUCAAGGAGUUCCUGACGUCUUCUAAAAUCUCUCUUAAUUUCAUUUCUGGUGGUUGGUCAGUCGAGCUUGUUGAUCUCCUAUACGAAACUCAGUCUAAGCUGGACGUGUCCAGCAGUUUCGAUACCCUUCUUAUCGGAGCGGAAACUAUCUACUCGCCUUUCGCACUGAACGCUUUCAACGAGAUGGUCCUUGCAAUCCUCAACAGAGAACAGAGCCAACGCAGCAACUGCCAGUCGCAGGCGCUAGUUGGAGCAAAAAGGCUUUACUUUGGAGUCGGAGGUUCACUCGAUGAUUUCGUGGACAAGGCUAGGGGAAAAGGAGCAUCAGUGGUUCAAGUCAGGGAGGAGGCUGAGGGCGUCCGGCGAGGUGUCGUUCGCUGCACACUGGAUUCACCCCGUUAA
Messenger RNA from Colletotrichum orchidophilum, 1113 nucleotides. RefSeq lists its product as uncharacterized. The record is from RefSeq and is a predicted model, not a curated record. Gene Ontology annotation, molecular function: protein-L-histidine N-tele-methyltransferase activity. NCBI's taxonomy places the organism in Eukaryota, Fungi, Ascomycota, Sordariomycetes, Glomerellales, Glomerellaceae. Gene Ontology annotation, biological process: peptidyl-histidine methylation, to form tele-methylhistidine. The transcript is spliced from 2 exons. The coding region runs from base 1 to 1113 and encodes 370 amino acids.